AGCAUUUGAAAGGAAAAGAAAAAAAGCUGCCGGGAAAACUUCAUGGAGGCAAACAAAUAAACGGGACGGGAGGAGCGUGGGCGUCUACUGCGUCCAGAUGCCAAAGGCGCCGGCCACUGCUGCGGUGGCGCUAAUAACACGCUUGCGGUGUCGCAGCUUGAGUCAGGGGCGAGCUGCGAGCGCGGGCCGGGCCUCGCCGGGAAGGCCUUGCCGGAAGCGCUCGGGAAAUCCCUGGCUGGCUUGAUUCCGGGUAGACGUUCACCUUUUCCCGCAAUUGCGCACAAACAAGCCGGAUUCUUUAUGUUAUUCUCAAAGUAUGAUGUCAUUUACUAAAAAGCGGAAGCAUCUGUCAACAAAAUGGUUGACAUUGAGACAUCAUCCAUCACUACUUCGUGUGCACACUUUUGAAGCAGCGGGUUCUAUCCACGCUCGGAGUGGUUCUCUCAAGUCGUUUCUUUUUUGCCAAAGGAUGGGAACGGCAUUCUCUCCCUCUCUUCCUUCCUUCCCCUCGCUCUCCCUGGACGCCAGGUCGAGGAACAAUGCGUUCUUUCUUACCUGUACAUUCCAUUUGUAGGUCUCAAUCCCACCCCUGCCCUGCCCAGCCCAAAGAAGUCUUCUUCUGACUCCAGGUGUUCCCUCGUCAUACCUUUUGCUUCAGGAGCAUUUUGAAGGACACAGCUCGGCUUGUUUUUUUUGUCUUCUGUGGCGCACGCAUAUUUUGGCAGGCAUGGUCCAUGGCGGCAGCUUGUGGCUUUGUGGUUUGUCAUGUGGGCAAAGGGGAAAUUUGGAGGUUGGGGUGUAAGCGUGCUAUUAAGAAGCACUUUAGAGGAACGUCGCCUUUGAGCCAUCCCAUUUUUGCUGCUGUGUGUCGCUGAGCGCAUGCAGACACACACACGCACAGUGUGCCUGGAGGAGCCCGGAGGAUUUUUGUUGUCCAGGGCAGGAUGAUGCCCAUCAGCUGACCCACGUACGCAAUGUUGCUCAGCUUAUCUCUGUCCUGAUAGUAAAGAGUUGGUGAUAAUUGGAUACGUAAUGAUAAGUGAAUCCUUACAAGGUUGAACUUCUGCAACAAGAGCGUGGCCUAAAUGUGUUCAACAGCAAACUACGUGCCCCCGCCAAGGAGGACCUGCGAGCUACUGGCCUUCCCUUCGAGCAGAGCGUGCGGCGGAGCGCCUGCUCAUUUCCUCGGCGGUAGAGCUCAUGGAGCGCAACAUUCGCAGACAGACAUGGACGCCGCCUGGCAGGAGUUGAUGGCCAUAACAGAGUUGCAGGGCUUGGAGACAUCUGCCGACAGCUCCUACCAAACAAGCCAGUACCAAAGUAUCGAGCCAGCGCCUCCGAUGGGCGCAUACGGGCCCGCUCCCCGCCAUUCCGCCGCAUUUGAGGUGGGCCCGGCCGACGCGUACGACGGAGGUUACUCCGAAGGUCACCGCGCAGAGCAACUCUAUGAGCACCCGGGACCGCAACUUGAUCAGACGAUGGCUCUCGCGGGACAGAUGGGCUCAGCGGAAGCCGGUCGAGAUGACAGAAGGCCCAACGGCGGUGUGCCCCGUCGCGCCAUGUGGACAACACGCGGCCAUGGUUCGUUUGCUCCUUCGGCAGAUGAUUUGGAGUCAGACUCUGGACUCUCGCUGGGCUCCAGCCCACCUUUGGCCUCACCGGAAACUUCCGCCGCUGGUUUAAUGGCGGCCUACAGGGGUUUGGACAUGUCCGUCGCAUGUGACGGGGAAACGGGCGGCGGAAGAGCACCCAACUACCAGACAGAUUACCAGAGUCGCUUUGACGCUUACCCGGGUGCGCAAGAAUCUUAUUUCGCAGCCCAACCGCAUUCAAGCCAUUCGCUGUUCAACAUGCCGAAUCCCGAGCCAGCCAAAAAUCUGACUUUGGGUGACCUUUACCGCCCCGAGUCAGCCAGCAGAGGGAGCUGGCAACACGCCGUGCAUUCAAAAGCUCAAGGGGCCGUCCAGACAGCAGCCAGCAAGGAUGAGAGGCGAGCGGCGGCAUUAAAGAUCCCCUUCCCGUUGGAGAAGAUCGUCAACCUGCCAGUGGAUGACUUCAACGAGUUGCUGACGCAGCACACCCUGAACGAUGCCCAACUGGCGCUGAUCAAGGACAUUAGGCGCAGGGGCAAGAACAAAGUGGCAGCUCAAAACUGUCGCAAGCGCAAACUGGACAGUAUCAUUCAUCUGGAAAGAGAGCUGGCUCAGCUGCAGGCUCACAGAGACAGCCUGGUGCAGCAGAGGUUGGAAUUCCAGCACAGCUUGACGUACAUCAAGCGUCACCUCAGCCAACUCUACACCGAGGUGUUUUCUCAGCUGACGGAUGAAAGCGGACGACCGUAUUCCGUCGACGAGUACUGCUUGCAACAGAUGGCGGACGGAGAAACCUAUCUGGUGCCUCACACGACGUUGCGCGAGAAAGAAUAGCGCAAUUCGAAAGGAAAUGAGCGUUCAGGUCGGGUAAACACUCGUAGGGAAAAGAACGUUCAUGUCGGGGCGACGCUCGUAAGGAAAAGUGCGUUCACGUCGGGUGUUUUGUUGUGCAUUCCGUGUUCCACAAGUUAAAACACCACCUCUUUAUGAAAAUAAAAUUUAUUUUUAAAAAAAUGAAA
Molecule: messenger RNA, 2611 nt
Organism: Syngnathus acus (greater pipefish)
Lineage: Eukaryota; Metazoa; Chordata; Actinopteri; Syngnathiformes; Syngnathidae
Gene: nfe2
Product: nuclear factor, erythroid 2
Exons: 4
Coding region: 1086-2426 (446 amino acids)
Biological process (GO): regulation of transcription by RNA polymerase II
Cellular component (GO): nucleus
Molecular function (GO): RNA polymerase II cis-regulatory region sequence-specific DNA binding; DNA-binding transcription factor activity, RNA polymerase II-specific
Source: RefSeq, a predicted model, not a curated record